AUGGGUAACGCUGUUAGCUCCUUAGGGAGCACGAUCACCAACUUCAGCAAUGCCGCUGCCGCUGCCGCCGCUGCCGCUGCCGCGAACCCUAUCCCCCCUGGCUCUCCUCCUAGCGCUGCGGUUCAACACUGUCUUUCAAGUGCCAUAGGCAAGGGAACCGUUGCCUUUUCAGGCUCGUCGUCCUACGUACUCAAGGACGUCAGGCCUUACAACCUCGAUAGGCCGAUCAUACCUGCUGCUGUCACUUAUCCCACCACCAACGAAGAAGUUGCUGCAAUUGUCAAAUGUGCUGUGGAUAACGCUUUGAAAGUACAACCACGCAGCGGUGGACACUCAUAUGGCAACUACUGUCUCGGAGAGAAGUCUGGGGAUACCAUCGUCGUCGAUCUGAAAGCCUUCCAGCAGUUCUCCAUGGAUCACUCUACCUGGCGAGCCACUAUCGGCGCCGGAACACUUCUUGGCGAUAUCGACCAGAAACUCCAUAUCAAUGGCGGACGUGCCAUAGCCCAUGGAACAUCCCCAACAAUCGGCAUCGGAGGACACGCCACCAUUGGUGGACUUGGCCCCGGCUCUCGCAUGUGGGGCCUUGCUCUCGACCAUAUUGAAGAGAUGACGGUUGUUUUGGCCAAUUCCACAAUCGUGUGUGCUACGCCAAAACACAACUCGGAAGUUUUCUUUGCCAUGAAGGGUGCUGGUUCCGGCUUUGGCAUCGCUACCCAGUUCAAAAUGCGCACGGAACCAGAGCCUGGCAACGCAGUCGUUUACUCUUACACCAUUGACGCUGGCUCAACAGCUGAAAAGGCAAAUGCUUUCAAGCAAUGGCAAAAGUUGAUCUCUGAUCCUCAGCUUUCGAGAAAGUUUGCCAGCCAGUUCACACUUGCUGUCGGUGUCGGCGCAAUCAUCAAAGGUACAUUCUUCGGCACUCAGCAAGAGUACGAAGCCCUCAACAUUUCUUCUCGCCUCCAGACGGGCCCAGCCUCCCUUCAACUGAAGGAUUGGCUUGGUGUUUUGGCAAACUCGAUUGAGGAGGCUGCACUGUCAGCCAUGGGGAACACACCAGCACACUUCUACGCAAAGUCCCUUCCUUACACAAAGAACGACCUGUUGUCAGAUGCCACCAUCGAUAAGAUGUUCAACUACAUUGACACAGCAAACAACGGCGGUGCACUUUGGUUCAUGGUCUGGGAUCUUGAGGCCGGCGCCAUCUCCGACGUUGCACCCGAUGCGACUGCAUAUGGACACCGCGACGCACUCUUCUUCCACCAAUCGUAUGCCGUCAACAUCACGGGUCAACUUAGCGACACAUCUCGCAACUACCUCGCUGGUCUCAACAACCUGGUUCUUGACUCACGAUCAGGCCGUGACAACGGAGCUUAUCCAGGCUAUGUCGAUCCUGGCCUUGGAUCGGACGCCCAGCAUCAAUACUGGGGUGACAAUGUAGCCAAGCUCCAGCGCAUCAAGUCGAGAAUUGACCCUAAGAACGUCUUCUCCAACCUGCAGAGUGUGCGUCCAGUCAAGAUGUCUGCCAAGAAGUUGUAA
This is a messenger RNA of Exserohilum turcica Et28A, 1539 nucleotides long. RefSeq lists its product as uncharacterized. Gene Ontology annotation, molecular function: oxidoreductase activity; FAD binding. The coding region runs from base 1 to 1539 and encodes 512 amino acids. The record is from RefSeq and is a predicted model, not a curated record. The transcript is spliced from 2 exons. NCBI's taxonomy places the organism in Eukaryota, Fungi, Ascomycota, Dothideomycetes, Pleosporales, Pleosporaceae.